Messenger RNA from Rubroshorea leprosula, 1195 nucleotides. NCBI's taxonomy places the organism in Eukaryota, Viridiplantae, Streptophyta, Magnoliopsida, Malvales, Dipterocarpaceae. The record is from the annotation of a GenBank genome assembly.
GCGUAGAUGAUGCUCUUAGUCACCGACAUGCCUUGCUUACUUCCUUAUAGAUGAAAGUUAUAGGAUUUGAAGUGAUCAAGGAGUUGUAUGAGGAUGAUCCUGAUUUUAGUAGCAUUUGGAAAGCCACUUAUGAUCAAGCCUUUCAGCAAUAUCAUUGCCAGCAAGAUUACCUAUUCAAGGCUAAGUUUGCCUACAACAACUCUUUGAAUCAAGCUACAGGAAAAUACCCAUUCGAAGUAUUAUAUGGAAUGCAUCCUCUCAGUCCUUUAAAUCUUGCUCCAUUGCCCACAUCUCGACAAUUUAGCACAGAUGUUGAACAACGAGCCAAGGAGAUCAAAAAACUUCAUGAAGAGGUUCAUGAGAAGCUACAACGUCAAACCAUUAGUAUAUGGGACGAGAUAUCCACUGGAAUGCAUAAUUUGGGCUACAGCCGUAGUGCAAAGAAAUGUAAAGAGAGAUGGGAAAACAUCAACAAGGAUUUUAGAAAAUCAAUAGGAAGUGUUAGGAAGCGAUUUGACAAUGGUAAGAGACGCACAUCUUUUCAGGAAUUGAACACGCUCUAUAGUAAUGAUGAACAUGCCAAUGCAGGAAAUCCUAUGAAUUAUGCAAAGAAUGAGAAUGAUAAGGUGGUGGAUAUUGGUUUUAAGGAUUCAAAUGAUCCCUCUGACUUUAAAGCAGAUGAUGGUAGCUAAUUUUUCAAGCCCCUAUUAUAACCUUAUAUUUCAUUCUUUAGUUGAAGAUUUAAUGAUUAGCCUACCCAAUUUGUGUCUCUGUGCCAUUUUGCUUUUCUAAAACAGAUUCAUGGUUUGUUACAAAUCUUGUAAACCGCUGAAGUACAGGAUAUUGUAGCAUUUUCUAUCGGCAUAUGUAUGUAUAAUUAUGUCUUACUCUAUUAACUUCCAUUGAAAGAGAUCAAGACUGCUGCUCUGGCUAGAGUGGAGGGUGUUAUGCAAAAGGUAAUCUGCAUGCUAUUGCCUUGGGGUUUUUUGGCCAGCCUGCAUGCUAUUGCUUAGUAAUGGAGUUUGAAUGUCUCUCCUUCCAGUUAGUAGUAACUAUACAUGCAGAUUCUUUUGGGUUUGCAUCCAGAUGUUUGGAUUAAGCUUGUUGUUGAUAUAUAGAGCUAGGUAGGAUAUAUUCUUCCUUUUAUUGUAUUGGUAUUGUAAACCCUUGUUGGAAAUAAAGAUUUGGGAGGAAA